Rhinolophus ferrumequinum (greater horseshoe bat) is the source of this 4789-nucleotide messenger RNA. It is a transcript of the gene ARHGEF2, whose product is annotated as Rho/Rac guanine nucleotide exchange factor 2. The transcript is spliced from 28 exons. Gene Ontology annotation, cellular component: ruffle membrane; cytoskeleton. NCBI's taxonomy places the organism in Eukaryota, Metazoa, Chordata, Mammalia, Chiroptera, Rhinolophidae. The record is from RefSeq and is a predicted model, not a curated record. Gene Ontology annotation, biological process: positive regulation of neuron differentiation; actin filament organization; cell morphogenesis. Bases 154 to 3720 code for a protein of 1188 amino acids. Gene Ontology annotation, molecular function: guanyl-nucleotide exchange factor activity; microtubule binding.
GAGAGGCACCCCCAUUAAGGUGCUGGGCUGGGUUCACAGAGGGGCUCCCUGGAGCAGGACUUCUUCCCACCUAGACAUCACCGGCGGAGGGCAGGAGCAGGUGUCCCAGCUUUGGGAUAUCUCCCAGGUCUGACUGGCCUGCGUGAGCCCCCCAUGAGCAGAGACGUCCCAGAGGUGUUCCUCGCAGGGGGAGACCCACUGCCCCACGGCCACACUCGCCGCUGCCUGUCUGUGGUCGAAUCUAGAGAGCAGCUGGAGGAGGAGGAAGAGGAGGAGACAAAGGAGGGCCAUGGCGUCCACGCUGUGCCCCUCCGGAGGACGGGGGCUUUCCGUGCCCAGAGCCACCACUACGACCCCUUCAAAAGGCAUAGUUGGGGGCCAGACGGGAAGCAGCAGGAUCCUCUGAGCAGGAGCACACUGCAGGCAUCGGGAUGUGUGGGCCCCCAGGAGGCCCCCUUACUGCAGAGCCAAGAGGACCUGGAGCCCUUUGUGGAGCUGCAGCACCGAGGUGGCCCAGCCCGCCGUGUGGACCAUUCAGACUUUCUAUUUCUUCUAGAUUCAAUUUUGGGUCAGGGUUCCUGUCAUCCAUCUGCUGGCCCUUUGGACCAUUCGGCCACUGGUAUGCUUCCCAAGUCUGUAUCCAUGAGUGGCAUCAACUGUUUCUUGGGCAGCUCAGAUCCAGCUGGAAAUUUACCCCAGUUCUCUGCCGCGGACCUCAGCCAAAGCUGUAGCCAACUGGAACGGAGCUCAGGGACCUGGGCCGGCUCCUCCCUGCGACGGACCUUCAGCUUCCUCUUGAGCAUGACCGGAAAGACCAAGGCCCGGGAGAAGGAGAAGAUGAAGGAAGCGAAGGACGCCCGCUACACCAACGGGCACCUCUUCACCACCAUCUCCGUUUCGGGCAUGACUAUGUGCUAUGCCUGCAACAAGAGCAUCACGGCCAAGGAAGCCCUCAUCUGCCCGACCUGCAAUGUGACUAUCCACAACCGCUGUAAAGACACCCUGGCCAACUGUACCAAGGUCAAGCAGAAGCAACAGAAAGCCGCCCUGCUGAAGAACAGCACUGCCUUACAGUCUGUGUCACUCCGCAGUAAGACCACCAGCCGGGAGCGGCCAAGCUCCGCCAUCUACCCCUCCGACAGCUUCCGGCAGUCCCUGCUCGGCUCCCGCCGUGGCCGCUCCUCCCUGUCUUUAGCCAAGAGUGUUUCCACCACCAACAUUGCUGGACACUUCAACGAUGAGUCUCCCCUGGGGCUGCGUCGGAUCCUGUCCCAGUCCACAGACUCGCUCAACGUGCGGAACCGAGCCCUGUCGGUGGAAUCCCUCAUUGACGAAGGUGCGGAGGUGAUCUACAACGAGCUGAUGAGCGACUUUGAGAUGGACGAGAAGGAUUUCACCGCUGACUCCUGGAGCCUUGCUGUGGACGGCAGCUUCCUGCAGCAGCAGAAGAAGGAGGUGAUGAAGCAGCAGGACGUUAUCUACGAGCUCAUCCAGACGGAGCUGCACCACGUGAGAACACUGAAGAUCAUGACCCGGCUUUUCCGCACGGGGAUGCUAGAGGAGCUGCAGCUGGAGCCCAGUGCCGUGCAGGGCCUGUUCCCCUGCGUGGACGAGCUCAGUGACAUCCACACGCGCUUCCUCAGCCAGCUGCUGGAACGCCGGCGCCAGGCCCUGUGCCCGGGCAGCACCCGGAACUUUGUCAUCUCUCGCUUGGGUGACCUGCUCAUCAGCCAGUUCUCGGGUCCCAGCGCGGAGCAGAUGCGGAAAACCUACUCAGAGUUCUGCAGCCGUCACACCAAGGCCCUGAAGCUCUACAAGGAGCUGUUCGCGCGGGACAAGCGCUUCCAGCAGUUCAUUCGGAAAGUGACCCGCUCGGCAGUGCUGAAGCGGCACGGGGUGCAGGAGUGCAUCCUGCUGGUGACCCAGCGCAUCACCAAGUACCCGGUGCUCAUCAGCAGGAUUCUGCAGCAUUCCCACGGGGUCGAGGAGGAGCGCCAGGACCUGGCCACGGCGCUGAGGCUGGUGAAGGAGCUGCUGUCCAACGUGGACCAGGACGUGCACGAGCUGGAGAAGGGGGCCCGCCUGCAGGAGAUCUACAGCCGCAUGGACCCCCGCGCCCAGACCCCGGUGCCUAGCAAGGGCCCCUUCGGCCGGGAGGAGCUUCUGCGACGCAAGCUCAUCCAUGACGGGUGCCUGCUCUGGAAGACGGCGACCGGCCGAUUCAAAGAUGUGCUGAUGCUGUUGAUGACAGAUGUGCUGGUGUUUCUCCAGGAGAAGGACCAGAAGUACAGCUUCCCUGCCCUGGACAAGCCCUCGGUGGUGUCACUGCCCAACCUCAUCGUUCGGGACAUCGCCAACCAGGAGAAGGGGAUGUUUCUGAUCAGCGCGGCGCCCCCGGAGAUGUACGAGGUCCACACGGCGUCGCGGGAUGAACGGAGCACCUGGAUCCGUGUCAUUCAGCAGAGUGUGCGCCUGUGUCCGUCCAGAGAGGACUUCCCCCUGAUUGAGACAGAGGAUGAGGCUUACCUGCGACGAAUCAAGAUGGAGCUCCAGCAGAAAGACCGGGCACUGGCAGAGCUGCUGCGAGAGAAGGUCGGGCUGUUUGCCGAGAUGACCCAUUUCCAGGUGGAAGAGGAUGCCGGCAGUGGGUUGGCCCUGCCCACACUGCCCAGGGGCCUGUUCCGCUCCGAAUCCCUCGAGGCCCCGCGUGGCGAGCGGCUGCUGCAGGAUGCCAUCCGUGAGGUGGAAGGCCUGAGAGACCUGCUGGUGGGGCCUGCCGUGGAGCUGCUCUUGACGCCCCGGGAACCAGCCCUACCCGUGGAAGCAGAGCGUGGCGGUAACACAAGUCCUGGGCUCACUGCCAAUGGUGAGGCCAGAACCUUCAACGGCUCCAUUGAGCUCUGCAGGGCCGACUCAGACUCCAGCCAGAAGGAUCGAAAUGGAAAUCAGCUGAGGUCUCCGCAGGAGGAAGUCUUGCAGCGAUUGGUCAAUCUCUAUGGACUUCUCCAUGGCCUACAGGCGGCUGUGGCCCAGCAGGACACUUUGGUGGAAGCCCGGUUCCCUGAGGGCCCCGAGCGAAGGGAGAAGUUGACGCGAGCCAACUCUCGGGACGGGGAGGCUGGCAGGGCUGGGGCCGCCCCUGCGGCUCCUGAGAAGCCGGCCACGGAACUGGCCCUGCUGCAGAGGCAGCAUGGGCUGCUGCAGGAGGAGCUGAGGCGCUGCCGGCGGCUGGGCGAGGAGCGGGCCACCGAGGCCGGCAACCUGGAGGCCCGGCUCCGGGAGAGCGAGCAGGCCCGCGCCCUGCUGGAGCGGGAGGCCGAAGAGGCCCGCAGGCAGCUGGCCGCCCUGGGCCACACCGAGCCCCUCCCCGCCGAGGCCCCCUGGGCCCGCAGGCCAAUGGACCCCCGGCGUCGGAGCCUCCCUGCAGGCGACGCGCUGUACUUGAGUUUCACGCCCCCACAGCCCAGCCGAGGCCACGACCGCCUGGACUUGCCUGUGACAAUUCGCUCCGUCCAUCGACCCUUUGAGGAUCAAGAGAGGCAGGAGCUGGGCAGCCCUGACGAGCGGCUACAUGACAGCAGUGACCCCGACACGGGCAGCGAGGAGGAAGGUGGCAGCCGUCUGUCUCCGCCCCACAGUCCACGAGAUUUCACCCGGAUGCAGGACAUCCCAGAGGAGACCGAGAGCCGCGAUGGGGAGCCUGUGGGUUCUGAGAGCUAAGGGGGCCCCCCUCCCUGUGCCCCCUGAAGAACAUUGCUGAGGGAGGCAGACCGUGGGGACUCCAACCUGCCUUUGACCAGAGAACUUUUGAAAGAACUGCUGUCUGUCCUUGCCAGCUCUUGGGAUCCUUGCACACCUGGGGCCAUUUAGGAAGCUGGGGAGUUGGGCCGCAGCGCCCCCUGGUGGCAUCCAGACGCUACACCACAGAUGCCAAUCUUUCAUGCCUUCUCCCCUCUACUUUAGGAAAAUUUAUUUAUUUAUUGUUUAUUAGCUGUGGAGGGAGAGGGGAGACUUAGAGGACCAGGGACAUGGGAACCAAGCCAUAGGGGUCGGGGGGCCUUGUCCUUCAACACUACUGGGGUUCAUUCAGGCUUAACCAUGUGGCCACUGGGUUCUCGUCCUGACACCGCCCAGCAACCCCCUCUGAGGGGAGGCUGCGGCCACAGGACCCUACUGCCCCUUCCAGAAGGGCUGUGGGCAGGACCAUGCCCCUCUCCCUCUCCUCUCAACCUCUCACUGCUGGUCUCCCUUCUGUCCGUCCUCCACGGACCCCCAGGGAGAUAACGUGGCUUCCUGGAGGUGGUGGGAUGGAGGUGGAGGAGGCCAUAAUGGUCCGUUGCGGGGGUGAGGGAAAACCCCACAGGGACCAGAAUGUCUUUUUGUUAUCGUUGUUUUCUUUUUUGUACCAAAGCCAACUGCACGUAUUUUAUAUUUUUAAGAGAAGAUUGUAGGCAACUAGAAAUUGCAGCCUUCUAUCUCCUCAUCACUGAAGAACUUGAGGGAUGGGGGAGCUUUGACUUCUCCCCUCAUCUGUAGUAAUGGGGAACCUAGUCUGACUUCUUCCCCAGCCGUUUGGAAACAGAGUUCCAGGGUGAGUUGGGGAACCUCUGCGAACCCUGACCUCACCUCACCUCAGCAACCAUGACCUGAAACCUCAGCCUGAACUUGGGGGAUUUUUUAAUGGACCCCCAGUGCCCACCAGCCCCAGACCUUUUCCUGCCCAUUUGAUUGUAAAAAAAAGAAAAGAAAAAAAAGGAUAAAGCAGGGAAAUUAAAGACCUGGAACCCUG